This is a messenger RNA of Ziziphus jujuba (common jujube), 3549 nucleotides long. RefSeq lists its product as uncharacterized. The record is from RefSeq and is a predicted model, not a curated record. The coding region runs from base 603 to 3191 and encodes 862 amino acids. Gene Ontology annotation, molecular function: ATP hydrolysis activity; ATP binding. The transcript has 16 exons. Gene Ontology annotation, cellular component: mitochondrial outer membrane. Lineage: Eukaryota; Viridiplantae; Streptophyta; Magnoliopsida; Rosales; Rhamnaceae.
GGAUAGUCCUGAAAUAGCGGGAACUGACUCUCACGCUCAGUCACCAUUACCAUUUUGCCAAUUCUGCUACGCCGCCAUUAAAAUACCAAAAACACCACCAUUUUCGCAAUUUUUUCAAUCUGUGUCCCCUCAGAAUAAGAUCCGUUUCUUCCGUACUCUUCUAUCUCAAUUGUAAAACAAUUUCACAAGCAGAGGCUGAGAAAACCCUCCCGCGCGGUUCGGGAAUUUUUCUCGGUUUUGUGUAUGAAAUCAGGCUUUCCAAUUCUAUUUCUUAAAUCACUUUCUAUUAUUUAUCUCUUUUUAGAAAAAAAAAAUAAAAUUGCACUACUACCGGUUUGAUUUAGUGCGGAGAUUUUGAUUUUUUUGUUCUUUUUUUUUUUUUUUGGUAAUAGUUUAGUGGAUAAUCUGUUUAUUUAUCGUUAUAGAUAGAGAUCAUUUCAUCUUCUUCCGCUGUCUGUGCUCUGUUUCAUUGAAUUUCUGAGAGGAAAAAAAAAUGGAUAUGUGAAAGUGUAGAAAAUUAAGGUGUUGUUUGGCUGGUUUUUUAUCUUUGUCUGCGUUGAAAGUUUAAAUUUAGGUUUAAAAAAAGAAAAUUAAAAAAAAAAAUGGAACAGAAAGGAUUUCUGUUAUCGGCUUUAGGUGUAGGUGUAGGAGUUGGAGUGGGGCUUGGAUUGGCUUCGAAUCAGACAGUGGGAAAAUGGACGGGACAAUCCACCUCAUCCAAAGCCGUAACUGCCGAGAAGAUGGAGCAGGAGAUGCUACGACAGGUCGUUGAUGGCCGAGAAAGCAACGUCACUUUCGACCAAUUCCCCUACUACCUCAGUGAACAAACACGAGUUUUACUGACAAGUGCUGCCUAUGUGCAUCUGAAACAUGCCGAGGUUUCUAAAUACACAAGAAACCUUUCUCCGGCUAGUCGAGCCAUUUUGCUAUCAGGGCCUGCGGAGCUUUACCAACAAAUGCUUGCAAAGGCUUUAGCACACUACUUUGAAGCCAAGUUGUUGCUUUUGGAUGUAACAGACUUCUCCCUGAAGAUCCAGAGCAAAUAUGGUAGUGGCAACAAAGAAUCAUCUUUUAGAAGGUCAGCUUCGGAGAUGACGCUGGAGCGACUGUCUGGCUUACUUGGGUCAUUUUCCAUCCUUCCACCAAGGGAUGAACCCAAAGGAUCCUUACGAAGGCAAAGCAGUGGUGUGGAUCUUGUAUCAAGGGCAAUGGAAUCUAGUAAUCCUCCAAAGCUUCGUAGAAAUGCUUCUGCCUCGGCCAAUAUCAGUAACCUUGCUUCUCAGGGCCCUGCAAAUCCAGCUCCUCUCAAGCGCACAACCAGCUGGUCCUUUGAUGAGAAGCUUCUUAUACAGUCUCUUUACAAGGUUUUGGUUUACGUUUCCAAAACCAGUCCCGUUGUGCUGUACCUUAGGGAUGUGGAUAAGUUCUUAUCUAGGUCACAGAGGAUAUAUAAUCUAUUUCACAAAAUGUUGAAGAAACUAUCUGGGUCUGUGCUGAUCCUUGGCUCAAGAAUUCUGGAUCAAGGUAAUGACUACAAAGAGGUGGAUGAGAAGCUUUCUGGUCUUUUCCCUUACAACAUCGAGAUCCGGCCUCCUGAAAACGAGUCCCAUCUUGUGAGCUGGAAUUGUCAACUGGAGGAAGAUAUGAAGACAAUCCAACUUCAGGAUAACAAAAACCACAUAAUGGAAGUACUUUCAUCAAAUGAUCUUGAAUGUGAUGAUCUGGACUCCAUAUGUGUUGCAGACACAAUGGUUAUCAGUAAUUAUAUUGAGGAGAUUGUGGUAUCAGCAAUUUCUUAUCACUUGAUGAAUAACAAGGAUCCUGAAUAUAGAAAUGGAAAACUCGUCAUUUCUUCCAAGAGUUUAUCCCAUGGAUUAAGCAUAUUCCAAGAAAGAAAAUCCGACAAAGAUACAUUAAAGUUGGAAGCACAAGCUGAAACAUCCAUGGAAUCAGGAAGGCCUGAUACUCGUGGCGUAAAGCCAGAAACAAAAGGUGAUAGCUCUGCUCCUGAAAACAAAAGUGCACCUGAGAGCAAAAGUGGAAUGGAGACACCAGCUUCAGUGGCAAAGACGGAUGGUGACAAUUCAGUUCCAGCAUCGAAAGCAGAAGUUCCACCUGACAAUGAAUUUGAGAAGCGCAUAAGGCCAGAGGUCAUACCGGCAAAUGAGAUUGGGGUAACAUUUGCUGACAUUGGUGCCAUGGAAGAGAUAAAAGAGUCCCUUCAGGAAUUAGUGAUGCUCCCUCUUCGAAGACCAGACCUCUUCAAUGGAGGUCUUUUGAAGCCGUGCAGAGGUAUAUUACUUUUUGGGCCUCCUGGCACUGGGAAGACGAUGCUGGCAAAGGCCAUUGCUAGGGAAGCUGGAGCAAGCUUCAUUAAUGUUUCAAUGUCUACUAUCACCUCUAAAUGGUUUGGUGAAGAUGAGAAGAACGUUCGAGCUUUGUUCACACUGGCAGCCAAAGUUUCUCCAACUAUUAUCUUUGUAGAUGAAGUUGAUAGCAUGCUUGGCCAGAGAACAAGAGUUGGGGAGCACGAAGCCAUGCGAAAGAUAAAGAAUGAGUUCAUGACUCAUUGGGAUGGGCUCUUGACAAGACCAGGAGAGAGAAUUCUUGUUCUUGCUGCAACAAACAGGCCAUUUGACCUUGAUGAAGCAAUUAUCAGGCGUUUUGAGCGAAGAAUUAUGGUGGGACUACCAUCUGUCGAGAACAGGGAAAUGAUUUUAAGAACUUUAUUGGCAAAAGAAAAAGUGAAAGAAGGUCUAGACUUCAGGGAACUAGCAACUAUGACAGAAGGGUAUAGUGGAAGUGAUAUUAAGAACUUGUGCACAACAGCUGCUUAUCGGCCUGUAAGGGAGUUGAUACAGCAAGAGAGACUGAAGGAUUUAGAGAAGAAACAGAAAGCUGCAGAAAAAGCAGGCGAGGCAAAAUCACGUUCAGAAAAUGCUCCUAAUACGAAGGAGGAACGGGCUGCAGAUGCACAGAAUUCAGAAAAUGCCACAGACACAAAAGAUGCUAAACCAGAAAGAGUAAUUACACUCAGGCCCUUAAACAUGGAGGACUUCAGGCAGGCAAAGAAUCAGGUUGCAGCCAGCUUUGCAGUCGAGGGAUCUAUAAUGAGUGAGUUGAAACAAUGGAACGACUUAUAUGGUGAAGGCGGUUCAAGAAAGAAGCAGCAGCUGACUUAUUUCCUAUAAGACCGAUGAUGGAACCUAUAAUACCAUCACGAAGUAGUUAAAAACUAUUUUCCCAUCAGAGUAGCGAAGGAGUCUAAUAUACCAUCACAAACAUAAGUAGUUGAACUAUCAAAUACUGAAGAAGACUUUGUUGUAGGGUUGCUCCUGGCGGAAACAAGCCUGUUAUUAGUGUUUAGAAAUUUAAGAGAUGAAAGAAACAAAAGUGGAGAGUAAAACAAAGAAUUUCCAGGGAGUUUGCCAAGUUCCGUUUAAACGGCCAUGUUUUGUUUUAUAGUUCCUGAAAACGUUAAGCAUGUAUUUAUAAUGUUUUUGAGUAUUACAAGCUAUGUUUUCGGAAUAGGUGUGAAUGUUAAUCUUA